Molecule: messenger RNA, 1207 nt
Organism: Stegastes partitus (bicolor damselfish)
Lineage: Eukaryota; Metazoa; Chordata; Actinopteri; Pomacentridae
Product: vasopressin V2 receptor-like
Exons: 2
Coding region: 1-1059 (352 amino acids)
Biological process (GO): regulation of systemic arterial blood pressure by vasopressin; G protein-coupled receptor signaling pathway; positive regulation of vasoconstriction
Cellular component (GO): plasma membrane
Molecular function (GO): peptide binding; vasopressin receptor activity
Source: RefSeq, a predicted model, not a curated record
AUGCGCGCCCUGAAUGACAGUUUGUUUGGGGACGCGGAGGAUGUGGACAGAGAUGAGAGUUUAGCCAAAGUGGAGAUCGCGCUGCUCAGUGCCAUCUUCAUGAGCGCCGCCAUCCUCAACACCGCGCUGCUCUUGGUCCUCUGGAGACAGCGCAAACAGAUGUCCAGGAUGCGCAUCUUCGUGUUCCACCUGUGCCUGGCGGACCUGGUGGUCGCUUUCUUCCAGGUGUGCCCGCAGCUCAUGUGGGACAUCACGGAUAGAUUCGUCGGUCCAGACCUGGUGUGCCGUCUCGUAAAGUACCUUCAAGUUCUCGGCAUGUUUUCAUCGACUUACAUGAUCGUGGCCAUGACAGUCGACAGACACCAAGCUGUCUGCAACCCGAUGGUAAAGUUUCAGCGGACGCGCACAAGACUGAACAUCCCCGUGUGCUUGGCGUGGGGGAUUUCCCUGCUGGGCAGCUUGCCGCAGAUUUUUAUUUUCUCACAGGUUGAGGUUGCACCCGGAGUGUUUGACUGCUGGGCUAAUUUCAUCCAGCCUUGGGGGCUGCAGACUUACAUCACCUGGACCACGCUCGUCAUUUUUGUUCUACCGGUUAUUACAGUUGUUGUUUGCCAAGUGCGCAUCUUCAGAGCCAUUCAGGUCAACCUUUACCAAAAGACUCAACAGCUGGGAAGCGUUGGUGUCCCGCUGCCUUCCAGGGCCAGCGGUGUGGCCGGCAUGUCCAAGGCCAGGGUGAAGACGCUGAAGAUGACGGUGGUCAUAGUGCUGGCUUACAUCAUGUGCUGGGCUCCCUUCUUCACUGUCCAGCUGUGGUCCGCCUGGGACCAAAAUGCGCCUAAAGAAACUGCGACUUUCACCAUCCUGAUGUUGCUGGCCAGCCUGAACAGCUGCGCAAAUCCCUGCAUUUACCUCCUGUUCAGCGGACAGUUUCCUAAGAGGCUGGUGAGGCUCCUGUGCCGGCGGCAUUCCGAAGGUAAAGACUCGAUGCAUGAGGAGGCGACGCUGGUGAGCACUUUGUACAUGAGCUUCAAAAACGUCUCAGAGUCCAAGUUAGGGUAACGCCGUGCGGGGAAACGCACAAAAAGACUGCGCGCCUUGAGGUGCUGCUUGUCAUUUCUCUCUGCAUUUGAACGACUCUUUGUCUUAAAUAAUGAGCACACGCACUUUAUCUAGUGGACGGCCUGGUGAGUCCACAAGCAGUCCAAAA